Messenger RNA from Caenorhabditis remanei, 1974 nucleotides. RefSeq lists its product as uncharacterized. Bases 1 to 1974 code for a protein of 657 amino acids. NCBI's taxonomy places the organism in Eukaryota, Metazoa, Nematoda, Chromadorea, Rhabditida, Rhabditidae. The transcript has 13 exons. The record is from RefSeq and is a predicted model, not a curated record.
AUGGGUGAACCGGACAUUGAAGAAAACGGAAAAGGAAACACUCAAGAUUUCCUCGAAAACGAUGAGGAUCUGAAAAAUCUUCGCGAGUUGGUCUUUACCAAACCACUUGGAGCACCGGAGGCGUUCAAGCAAAUUGUCAAGAAGUGCUAUGGAGAUGUCAAUUCUGGCCCAGAGAAGGCCGACGAGGCCGCCAGAAUUCUAGUGAAAUGUGUGCAGAACUGCAGUAUUUUCAAGAAGAGAAUGAUGGCUGAGGAGAUCUCAAAACUGGACCGCUUGUCAAUAUACCUAUUCGCUCGGCAAGUUGGAGAUACUUCUGGUAUUCCACUGGAAGAGUGUUUAGCUGUAAGAAAUGGAGAUGGACGUGUUGCAUAUGUAUUUGCUAAGCCAGAAAGCGACUUCGUUCUAGCUCGAGGAAACAACGAGUACGGUCAACUUGGUGUUGGCUCCGACGAGAAAUUUGUUGAGGACUUGACAAGAGUCAAAAUUUCUGGAGAAAUCCGAAAUGUGUACAUGGGAACUCGACACUCAAUCUUUCUGAUGAAGAACGGAGACGCCUACGGAUGCGGAGUGAUCUCCAAUUUCAAGCCAAACUCUGAAAAAGAAAAAGACAGCAUUACCACGAUACCGAUCAAGCUGGCUCAGCUUGGUAAUUACCGUAUUAAUCCAGAAGCAGUUGUCAUUACUGACAACUCAACAGAAUUCCGAGAAAACAAUCGUGACACAUUGGCACAACCAAUAGAACUGGAACUCAUUGAUUCGAAAAGGGAAAUUCAGAAAGUUCAAGUCUUCACAGAGACCGGAACCAUCUACGCGAACAUCUCUGGAACAUUCUGCAAAGGAAACUAUGUACUGGCUCCAAGAGAUCAACAGACACAGUUACCUCCGUUGAAGAAGCAACGAGUGAGUGCAGAAGAUGAUGAUGUUAUCUUGUUAGAAGGCUUGUCAUGGAAUACGGAUUGCUUGGUGGCAGUGUUACAGGAAUGUUUACUGCCCGUGUCGAUUGGAGGGUUCGCGACGGAUCCGAAUGGGAAGUCUUUCGUUUUUUGGCCAGUCAACAGCCGAGAAAAACAAAAAGAAAGCAUUGAUAUCCGUCAGUCAGGACAAAUCUGUCAAAAUCCUCUCUGCUUCAGGAACGCUUCAGAUUGUUCUCCCGUUGCGAUUACACCAAAGCGAGAAUUUUUCAACUACAUAACACCAGAAAUGUCUAUGGAAAGAAGGCCAGAGUCCCGUCCGCUUACGGUCGUCGGAGUUGGUCAUGAGUACAAUAAGCGCCGCCCUGUUGUCUACCGUAUGACUACAGUAGACGCGUACAUACGAUGUGUGUAUCCAGAGCUGUUGGAUGCAAUUGAUGAGCAAGGAGUGUUAGAUUUGAAUGAGGUUUGCAAGCGAGACCACGACCCAGAACGUUUUCGGAAUCUGAUGGACUCCUUCUUCCUUAUCAAGCAUGACAUUCAGAGUCUGAUUGGAUUCGAAAAGAGCAUCGACACGUUUUACAUGGCCAUCCGCCUGCCACGCAACGAAAUCUACCGUAUCCAAACCAUUGAUAACUCCUUCGUCCAAGUUCCCAAUGUCCUUUUCGAACUAUUCUCCGAAUAUGAUGGUGCCAAACGACGAUACGAAAACUCGACGGAAACAAGCGCGGACACUUUUGAUCUACCGUUUUCGGAGGACACAAUUGAGGCGAUGAUGGCAGUGGUGAUUGAUCGACGGGUGUUCUUCGAAAUGUCUAUGGAGCAGAAGAUGGAUGUGUUCAGAAUGUCGAGAUACUGUAUUUUCUCCCACCUCAACAAAGAUUUGCUCAGAAUGAUCGUUCUGACAGCCGAGCAAAAAGACAACGAAUCAAUUCUGGAACUCCUUACUGAGGACUUUGAGGGAGUGUGUGAGAUGAUUGGGAGAUAUCGCCUGGAUCUGUUCCUUUUCCAAAAUCAGACGAUUACUCCUGCAGUCAAUUAUUGGAAAUUUAUGAAAACGUGA